Messenger RNA from Hemiscyllium ocellatum (epaulette shark), 1605 nucleotides. RefSeq names its product ribosomal biogenesis factor (gene rbis). The record is from RefSeq and is a predicted model, not a curated record. The transcript is spliced from 4 exons. NCBI's taxonomy places the organism in Eukaryota, Metazoa, Chordata, Chondrichthyes, Orectolobiformes, Hemiscylliidae. Gene Ontology annotation, biological process: ribosome biogenesis. Bases 135 to 434 code for a protein of 99 amino acids. Gene Ontology annotation, cellular component: nucleolus.
CCAUGGCUCAGUUGAUGUUACACUUGCCUCUCACAGUCAGGACUGUGGGUUCAAUCAAAAACAGAUUGGUCGACGGUGCGAUACUGCGAGAGUGCUGCACUGUCUGAAGUGUUGCCUUUCAGUAACCUAUCAAAAUGGCAAAGAACAAAUCAAAGGCACAGAAACAUAAAGAUGUCUUCAAAGUUGCCAAAAGCAAAAAUCUCAAGGUCAAAAGUAAAACCAAACCCGUAACUUCAAGUCUCAAGAAGAUUAACAUUGUGAAUAAUGAAAAGGUCUGUAAAGUCAAUAAAGCUUUUUCAGAAGUGCGAAAAGAGGUCCAGAACCUAUCCAAAGACACUUCAACAUCUUCAAAGAAACCACUGCAGAUACCCAGGUCGCCACCUGCUGAAGUGCUAAAUAUGGAUGCUACCACUCAAUCGUUUUCUCAAUUAUGAAGUUCAAAGACUACUUUAGCUGGACUUGUACAUCAAAAAAAGUGUAUAGUGGACAACGUCUUUUGGGAUUGAAGUUAGAGAAUUUUAGCCCUAUAAGUCAAUGCCACACGCACACUGUCAAAAAUGAUUAGUCAGUUUUCUUUGGUAUAAAAGUUGAUGAGAUUCUUCAUUCUUUUUUAACAAACUAGAGACUAAAGAUAAAAUGCAUUUAUCUUUCUCUAUAAAAGAAACCAAUUUGGAAAUCAUUCACAAGAAUACUUUUAGCAGAUACUUAGGAAAUUAACUUCAGUUGUAAAUGUGAUUUUAAAACAAAAAAUUACAUUGCAUAUUUGUUUGAAUAGUAUUGGUGAAAAUGGUGAGAAUUUGAAUACUCUUAAAGUAUGAAAAAUUAAAUCUAAUUUACUUUAUUAUAGCUCCAACAGUGAGUUGCUUUGUCUAUACAAUAAUCCAGUUGGUUUUAGCAUCUAUUUUAUACUCAAAGGCAGUAAUUAAUUAUUGUUCUUUUCUAUUUGUCACCCUUCACGUAGAACUGCUCAAAUGGUGGAAGUAAACAAAAUAACGCAAGACUACUUUAAAAAAUGAGGCUGUUCUAAAUAAGUGUAGUCAGAAGUUGAAAUGAUAAGACACUAGUACAUUUUUCAGACUUACUAAUUAUGACUUCUCAAUAGGGGCUCUAUGGUUAGAAUGUUCUGAGCUGCCCCCUUCCUGGCUGCUGUGCCUUCAAGAGUACUGUACACCCCUUUGUUUCUUAAGUGCAAGCAACUCCAAGAAUUUUUUCAUCUUGUGGCUAAGCAGAUCAGGAAGUCUUGUAAUAAGAGAAGAGGUUAAAGUAUAUUGAGAUAAUGCAAAUUCCUUAGUUUUAAAAUUAUUUCCAUAUAAUGGCACAGUUCAUACUUGAAGUAUACUUGAACCAAGAGGUUAAUCAAGGAGGAAUACAAGUUGAACAGAAACCAUUGCAGGUAAAGAACAGAGACUUGGAGUAUUGGUACUGCUAGAAUAGUUAUAACAGUUAAUGAAUGCACUUUAGUUUGCAAUUUCACACAGGAUAUGUGCAACAACCAUAGUAGAACUGUGGUCAUAUAUGUUACUAUUAUAUGCAGUCUGUGUGCACUCUGCAGCCUUUUCUAUUGAUCUGCACAGUCCAGAAAUAAACAGGAAUCAUUCAUGACUA